CACCAUGAGCACCAAAACAGAGCUUCCUAUCUGGACUCAGCAUGCGGGGGAGCACAAAAAUUGGAUUUCCCCCAACGCCAUGCGUCUCUUUUCGAGCAGGACAUUCGCGCCGGAGCACUUUGCGCCGGAGUUGUCGGGCCUUGCGUUAGCCCACGGGAACCCCGAGGCCGGCUGCGCGGAGAUGGGCGACGCGCCGCCCCACUGCGGCCCGCACAGACACCGGCGGGUGGCAGCCAACGCACGGGAGAGGAGGAGGAUGCACGGCCUCAACAAAGCCUUUGACGAGCUGAGGAGCGUCAUUCCGUCACUGGAGAACGAGAAAAAGCUGUCCAAGUACGACACCCUCCAAAUGGCGCAGAUUUACAUCACCGAGCUGUCUGAGCUCCUGGCCGGCGUGGUGCAGCAUCACCCGGCCUCCGCCGAGGACAAAACCUCCUGUAGGAGGAACUUGAUCCACAGUCACAUUCCGGAGCCGAACCGGCAAAGAGAACGGAGGGACUCUUCUUCUUCGCCCCUCAUCAUACUCGGGACUAAAAGUGAACUGCAUAAAAGUAUCUCCUGCCACUGCAGUGAUGGGGAAUCUUCUCAUCUCAGUGACGUAGAAGAGACUCAAAGUGGAGGGCAGCAUUAAAUCUGCACGCUGGAAGUACCACGAACAUGGCUUUUACAGCAUUAGACAAAAAGUUUACAUUGCAUAUUUCCUUUCAUA
Molecule: messenger RNA, 709 nt
Organism: Hippocampus zosterae (dwarf seahorse)
Lineage: Eukaryota; Metazoa; Chordata; Actinopteri; Syngnathiformes; Syngnathidae
Gene: atoh1b
Product: atonal bHLH transcription factor 1b
Exons: 1
Coding region: 5-631 (208 amino acids)
Molecular function (GO): protein dimerization activity
Source: RefSeq, a predicted model, not a curated record